Messenger RNA from Otolemur garnettii (small-eared galago), 1664 nucleotides. RefSeq names its product metallophosphoesterase 1 (gene MPPE1). The record is from RefSeq and is a predicted model, not a curated record. Gene Ontology annotation, biological process: endoplasmic reticulum to Golgi vesicle-mediated transport; GPI anchor biosynthetic process. Gene Ontology annotation, molecular function: phosphoric diester hydrolase activity. The transcript has 11 exons. Gene Ontology annotation, cellular component: endoplasmic reticulum-Golgi intermediate compartment. Lineage: Eukaryota; Metazoa; Chordata; Mammalia; Primates; Galagidae.
GGAACAGCUGCGGAAGCGCCAUCGGGACGGCGGCGCGAAGCACCGAGGAGGUAAAUACAUUCUGACUUAGGAGAGUGGAUCAAUGCAUAGCCAUCAGAUCAGCCUCAGUUCACCAGCAGCAUACAUUCUUUAAAAGGUACACCUGGAUGCCUCUCCCUCUGUCCCCGUCUCACAGUUUUUCACGGUGACGUCUUGAUGGAUUUGACUCUUAGUUGCUGGGCAGCUCCGGGGCAGGAGAAAUGGCUGUGAUCAGACUGGGGUUUGGAAGGCGGAAUUUUCGUCCGUUAAAGAGGAGGAGUUCUUUGCUGUUGAAACUUAUAGCUGUUGUCUUGGCAGUGCUUCUGUUUUGUGAAUUUUUAGUCUAUUACUUAGUGAUCUUUUGGUGUGAUUGGCCUGCGGUGACAACUCCAGCCCAUGGCAGCAAACCAGCGACUCUUGUGCCUGUGCUGAAAGUCAUGUUUUUGGCAGAUACCCACCUGCUUGGGGAAGUCAGAGGCCACUGGCUAGAUAAGCUGCGAAGGGAGUGGCAGAUGGAGAGAGCCUUCCAGACUGCGCUGUGGCUGCUGCAGCCAGAAGUUGUCUUCAUUCUGGGGGACAUCUUUGAUGAAGGCAAGUGGAGUUCUCCCAAGGCUUGGGCAGAUGAUGUAGAGCGGUUUCAGAAAAUGUUCAGACAUCCAGCAACCAAAAAAAAAAAAAAAAAAAAAAAAAAAAAAUAGCUGGGUGUUGUUGCGGGCACCUGUAGUCUUGCUUUUGAAUUUAGGAUGACCACAUAUAAAAUAAAACGGUUUGAGAAAGUCUUCAGUUCUGAAAGGCUGUUUUCAUGGAAAGGAAUUAAUUUCGUGAUGAUUAACAGUGUGGCGCUGGAAGGGGACCGUUGCACCCUCUGUUCCAAAGCAGAAGCAGAGCUCAUUGCAAUUUCCCACAGACUGAACUGCUCUCGGGAGGAUCCUGCUUCCCACCAGUGUGGAGAGGGGCAGCCACUCCCUGUGUCUGCACCUGUCCUCCUGCAGCAUUACCCACUUUACCGGAGAAGUGAUGAGAACUGUUCUGGGGAAGAUGCUGCCCCCCUAGAGGAAAGGAACAUCCCGUUUCAGGAGAGAUAUGACGUGCUUUCUCGAGAGGCUUCACAAAAGCUGCUGUGGUGGCUUCGGCCACGCCUGGUCCUGAGUGGCCACACACACAAUAGCUGUGAGAUGCUGCAUCCGGGAGGUAUCCCUGAACUCAGUGUCCCGUCCUUCAGUUGGAGGAAUAGAAACAACCCCAGUUUCAUCAUGGGCAGCAUAACGUCCACAGGACACGCUCUCUCCAAGUGCAACCUCCCUCGAGAGGACACGGUUCUGACCACCUACUGCGGAGCAGCAGGGUUCUUUGCUGUGCUCAUAUUAGCUCACUUUGAGCUUUUAGCCUCACCUUUUUUUUUUGGUUGGAACCUGCUCAGAAAGCCUAGGACGAUGUGAAGAGCAGGUGACAUCUGCACUUAGGAAUAAAUAUCCAAGCCCAAGAAGUGGAAGUUCAGGCAGAGCUUGAAGAGUGGAAUGGAGAACCAGACCAUGGUGGGCGUCUCACUUCACACCACAGAGACUCUAAAUCACAGAUGUGAGUUACUGCAGAAUAAAUAGCUGAUCGCACUGUUCUCAUGCUAUAAAAGUGGAAUGUAUACUCUA